UGAUCAAAAUAGCCUGCUUUUAUACAUCCACGUGUCUAUAAAAGGACAAACAGACAAACAAACAAACACGCAAACCCUUCUCAACCCUUCUCAAACAACCCUUCUCAAAUAAGAAAUGUCAAAUUUACCGACGCACUUUAACCGCGAAUCCAUCGACUGGACACGCGUGAAUCGACAACAUCUUCAAGAGCCACCGGAAAAUCAUCACCUUCAGCAACAACGUCAACCAACAGUGCCUGAAGUUUCUACACCAACACCUACAGGAAUACAGGCUGGCGAUCUUAUAACUUGUUUGAGUGGUAAAACCUAUAAUGUGCUAAAAAACCUCUCGUUUGGGCCUUUCGCCGCUGUUUACCAAAUCAGAGCAACCUGGGGUGAUAAGUCAUUGUUUGCCCUGAAAGAGGAGAAAAGACGACCAAACAAAAAUUUCUUCAAACUUGAAAUGGAACUUAAAGUUUUGCAAGCUGCUUCAACUCUAUCGAAAGAACAAAAACAGCAUUUUCCUGUUCUGUAUGACCGAAGUAUUGAAUCGCCAACAUCGAUGUUUCUUGUAAUUUCGCUUCUAGGCGACUCUCUAGCUGAUAUCAAGGCUAAACAGCCCACGAAAAUCCUUAGUAUCAAUUCUGGCCUUUACUGUGGAAUCCAAAUGCUUGAAUCGAUAAAACAACUCCAUGCUUUAGGCUUUGUUCAUCGUGACAUUAAGCCAUCCAACUUCGUCUUAGGCCGGUCAAAAACAAGCUCUAAAAAUAUUGUGCAUAUUAUAGACUACGGAAAUUCCCGGAAGAUUGUUGGAACUGAUGGGAAGCUCGAAAUUCCUAGAAAAAAGGCUAGAACCGUCAAGUUCGCUCCCCGUGCAAUGCAUAGUGGCAUGGAAUCUGGCUUUAAGGACGACCUUGAGAGUUGGAUUUAUUCUUUGGCUGAUUUAAUUCUGCGGGCAAAUGUUCCUUGGCGAUAUGAAACAAAUGUUGAAGUGGUUGCAGAUAUGAAGGAAGAAGUUUUCAAAAAUACUGAAAAACUGUUUCCAGGACAGGAGUUUUUGGAAUUGAGGCAGAUUAUGAAUUAUUUGACCAAAAAAGAAUAUGCUAAUAAAAUGGAUUUUGACUGGCUUUGUCUUAUGGUCAAACGAGUGGCAAAACGCAAGAGGUGCACCUUAAAAGAACCGUUCGAUUGGUGUUGAUGAAAGAAAAGGGGAAAGAAAAUAAAUUCAAAAUUUAUUUUGUUAUUUGUAGUAAAUAUGUAUAGGUAUAUUUUAUUAGCUUGUGUUGUCUAAAUAAUUUGUUUGUAUCGAUGUUUUUUUUUCGUUGUAUGUGAUAAAUAAAAAUGUUUGUUUGGUUGAUAGGUUUCCUUUUAUUUGAUUUGUAGCU
This is a messenger RNA of Meloidogyne enterolobii, 1364 nucleotides long. NCBI's taxonomy places the organism in Eukaryota, Metazoa, Nematoda, Chromadorea, Rhabditida, Meloidogynidae. The record is from the annotation of a GenBank genome assembly.